Lymnaea stagnalis (great pond snail) is the source of this 19346-nucleotide messenger RNA. NCBI's taxonomy places the organism in Eukaryota, Metazoa, Mollusca, Gastropoda, Lymnaeidae. The record is from the annotation of a GenBank genome assembly.
CUCAAAGGUGAAACAUGGCGGGCGAAGGAGCGGUACGUCUUUCGUUGAUACAAUAUGUUGUAUGAGUGAUAUUGAUUUGUAACUGUAUGCUCAUCAUAUAAUUUCUUUCGUAUUUUAUUUCAGAGGACAAAAUUGGAUAUUGUCUCCAAGAUUUGGCCCAUUUCAAUAAUGAAGGCAAAGUGCGAGUCACCUAAAAAGGUAAUAUUUUCUCAAACCACCGGCGUGUUUACAAAAUUACAUCAUCACAACAAACGAUUUUUGACACAAUCACAGUCACAGUGUUAAGUAAUAUUCUGUAUAUCCAACAAUUUCAAAGUUUAAUUAAUAUUUAAAAAUCAAAAUACUUAAAAUUAGUUAAUUAUCUUUUUUUUUUUUUUUAAAUUCUAGGUUUAUUUUCAGUUAUUGAACUAAUUGAUUUUAUGGCUUAAAAAAAAAAUAAUUAAUAAUAGUGAUCGGAAAAUAACCUAAGCUCCUGAUAUUUUUUACUUAAAUAAUAUUAUGAAUAAACAACAAUUUAAAAAUUUAAUUAAUAUUUAAAAAUCAAAAUACUUAAAAUUAGUUAAUUAUCUUUUUUUUUUUUUUUAAAUUCUAGGUUUAUUUUCAGUUAUUGAACUAAUCGAUUUUAUGGCUUAAAAAAAAAAUAAUUAAUAAUAGUGGUCGGAAAAUAACCUAAGCUCCUGAUAUUUUUUACCUGCACAAUGUUAAUUGUGUAAUAAUAAAUAAUUUUUAAAGCUAAAAAAUAAAAAUAGCCUAUCCAUCUCUAAGUAAAAGUAAGACUAGGCUAGUAUUGUUCGUGUCUUGUUAGCUAGUUUUGGGUUAGCGGUAAGACCCGCCAUGUGUUCCACAGGACAGUAUUUAUAUAAGUCAUGGAAAAAAAUGGAUGUUCCCCCUGGCCCCUUGUCAACUUUGGUCUAUAGUAUAUAGCUCUGUAUCAAAAGAUUUCGGAUCAAAGUGCAGUUCAGGUGUGUAUAGUCAUAGUAUUCUCAAUGGUUUUUGAAUUAUCGCUGGUACUUUAUUAAAUUAACUCCAGUUAGUAAUAAGUUAACUAACAGUAACACUAAAUUGUAAAGUGCACACAUUUCUUCUUAUUUUAUUUGAUAAUGUGUAUUUGAAGAGCCCAUUUGAUACUUCUAUAAUAUAGACUGUAAAUGAAUGAUGUCUCAAUUUUGUAUCUUUCAAUUUUUGUUUAAAUGACUUGAUCCCAGUCAGUGUGAAUAGUUAUUGUAUGCAUUAUUAUUCAUUAUAUAUAUUAUAAACUGUAUGUUUAUUUACUAUUAAGAUACAGUAUUGUACGAUUUUGAGACAAUAUUGUACGAGGUUAAGCAAGUCUGCAGUAGGCAACCCUGCCUAGUAAGCUUAAAUCACGAAGAUGCAUUCAUUAUCGAUUAGGGCCUAAUUUAGAUAAGGUAGAACUUGAGUGAGUAGCCCCUACCUUGGCUUUAACUGACAGUUUUCAUCCAAAAAUGAGUUACAGAUUUGAAUCAGUCUUUAAUUGUAACAUGUUCAGAUUAAAUAUUUCUAAGCUUAUUAAUACUUAUAUAGUAAAUUUAGCCUAGGCAUUUUUAAAGAUAAGGUUAGAACUAUCAGGUUAUUUCUAAAAGUAAUGAGGACCAGGGGCGUAGCGAGGGGGGGGGGAGGCAGAUGUCCCCAGGCGCCAGUUAGUUAGGGGCACUAAAAUGUGCUUUGAUAUUAUUUCAUUGAUGAAAAUAAUGUGCAUGAGAGUUGAAAAAAAGAAAAAGGGGCGCUUUUAAAUGGAUCUUGUCCCCGGGUGCCAAACACCCUUGCUACACCUCUGACUGUACGAAGGUGACAUUACUUGACUACGCAUCUGCUUGACUAAAUGCCUCCUGCAGGCACGAUUUGAUUAAUGCCUAGAAUUUUGCCUUACUCUUACCCUCACACAGUGAAAGCAUAUCUAAUAUUUUUAUAUAUGGCAAGCCCUUAAGCUGGUAAUAAACAUUUACAAACAUUGGACCCUUGUGGUAACCCCUCAACCCCCACCGAUGUAUGCCCCAGCACCAGACCAAAGUGGAACUUUAGACUUAGGUACUAGACUAGUGUUUCUAUAGAUCUAAGUGUAAUUAUUAGGUAAAACUGAAUGUCACACGCAAAAUGUAUUUUUUACACACAUAUUCAUAUACAAUUUGAUUAAUAUUUAGGAACCUUAAAUGAAGCAUUUGAUUUUUUUUUAAAUUUAAAAACCAACAAUCAAUGACAGUCAGUGGGGUCACAGAAACAUUAACACAAGUUGAUCUAUAAUGAAAAUAAGGACCUCAUUCUCUGCAGAUCAUGAAAUCACAGUAGUGAUGGAAAAAAUCUUUAUGAGCCUGAUGGCAAAAUAUAUCACUUUUUCUCAACAAAAGAAAAUCCAGUGCAUUGAAAAAUGGAUUAUAUUUUAUCUGUUUAGUCAAUAAAUGGCCAAAAAGACCAUAACCUAUACCAAUAGCUUAGAAAAAUACCAAUUACCUUAUUUUUUAUUGUCUGAUACAAGAUAGAUCUGUUGGGGUUUUUUUUAAAACACUUUCGGGGCAGUGAGAAGAAAAGCAACCCAUUUUCACAUUAAGUGGUGGCUCUAUGAAAUUACUUUAAUUCUAUUAAAAAUGGUGUUGGUAAGAUGUAAGGUUUAUUAUUUUAGUAGCUUACUUGAGUGUAAGAAAAUAACGAGUUAAAUAUGCCCUACUGAAAAUGUUUUCCUGUCUUGACCAAAUGUUCCAAUAAUAUUAAAGUUAAAUUCAAAAGUUUUCUGUGAGAAACUUUUGCAUUUAGUUUUUGAAAAUUGUGUUGUAAAGUUAAAAUUAAGAACCAGUCCUGUUCAAGCAGAAAGUAUGUGUUUCUUCUUGUUUUUUAUGUUAACCUGGCAUUAUGUGUAGUCAUUUUGUUGGUAAUUACCUUUUUCUAAGUACUAAGCAGUUUUUUAAUCUUGAUUUCAGCAUGUUGUUGAGCUUAUCAAAAGAUCGGAGACAGAUGACUUAAGGGCAGUUUUUGAAAAAGUAGGUCGUUAUUACACUACUUAAUACUAUCUUGUUUCAACUGUACUAUUCUAUUUCAUGACCCCAAUCACUUAUCAAUUUGCAUUGUAUUUUUGCCCUUUUCUUUUAGCUCUCAGUGGAGAUGUUAAUAAACACAAUAAAUGUUGCAUUUUUUUUUUUUCAAAUGCAAACACAUGAUAUAUUAGAUGGUGUUAAAAAUGUGUCUAGUCUAGUAUUGCAAUAAUCAUAUUUUACUGCCCCUUCUCCAGUAUGCUACUCAGACGGUGGAUGGUGAGAAGUACAUGUCAUACUCAGACCUCAUUCUGAAAUACUUACAAUUACUAGACGUUGAAAAAUAUGACCCCUACACUUUUAACGUGUUUGCCUCCUGUGUGGAUACAUCAAGAGAUGGGUAUGUAAGACAUUCAAGGGUAUUGUUUGUACCAGUGAGGAGGGGAAUGCUAAACACUGUCAAUUGGGUUUAAAGAAGGAAAAAUAGUAUUUUGAUAAAAGGCAAAUAGACUUCUUGAACCAGCACAUGUACAGAUCGUAAAUUGAUAUCAUUCAAGCUUUGGCUUCUAUUUUUACUUUUAAAGCUUUUUUAAAAAUAAAAAGUAACCCCAAACUCAAAUACAACUGACUUUUGUGGUUGUUAUUAUUAUUAAAUAAAAUUCAUUCCUUUAAUCAUAUUAUUAUUGUGGGAAAAUAUCACUGCCUUUGAUCUACAUGCUGCUUAGUCACAUGAUAGAAGUUGGUUCAGACUAUACUAUAUGUAAACAUUAAUAUUGUAUUAAAAUAUGAAAGCUGUUGAUAUCAUUUGCUUCAUAUCUGAGAAUGUUACCAUGGGGUGAAAUAUAAGAAUGUCAAAGUAAUGCCUGUAGUAUUUAAUGUUGCAUACUAAUUACAGGAAUAUUUGCUUAGCACAAAACAUUAAGUCAACAAAUAUGCUGUAAUGUGUUAGUAGAGGAGCAACCAGCUAAACCAGAAAGAUGAAAAACAUUGCAAAAGUCCCAAAAAGUUUCAGUUCUACUUGAAAUAAGACAUGCUACUUUUUUUCAGGCUCAUCUCCUUCUCAGAAUUCCAAGGUUUUGAAGCGCUUCUUUGUGCCCCAGAUGCCAUGUAUGCUUUGGCUUUUCAGAUUUUCGAUCGCAAUGGAAAUGGUUACAUAACAUGUGGUGGGUUUUUUCUUGGGGUGAUUUUACAAUAAAGUUAGAGAUUUUCUUGUAAAAUGAUAACAUUCAUGUGAUUAAUUUUGGGGAUUUUAAAAUCCUAAUGGUUGUCUUUAUUAUUAUUAGGCUUUUUGCCUUUUUUAAAAUGGGUUAAUCUAUGUACAUCAUAUAUUUUUAAUUAAUGUAAUGUCUUAAUAUAGUUUAACAUUUAAAAUAUAGCUUUAUGAGACGAUACAAUUAUCAGUAAGGCAAACUCAUGGAUGUAGACCAAGGUAUGACAGCAUAUCUAAAUUAAUGACACCAAGAACUCAUUUUUGAGUGGCAAAUCAUUUACCAAUAUCUUGACCCCAACCAACAUUCAUUGAAUUAAGAUGUACACUUAUCCACUUUCUCCUUAAGUUCCUCUGCUUUGGUGUUCUUUUACUUUCAAUUUAUACUAAAUAUGUUUACUGAAAAGCCUAAGUAUCUCAUGUAGUAUUAAUUAGUAUAAUACUGGUUAUGUCUCUUCUAUAUCCAAGGACAUAUUUGCUAGUAAUUGAUAAUACAUAAAGUGCUUUGUAAAAAAUCUCAACUUAACAUAUUUUUACACUUGCUAUUUUCAGAUGAGUUUCAGGACAUCCUCAAGCAUACAACUUUAUAUCAGUCCAUCCCAUUUAAUUUUGAAAGUGAAUUUAUACGCCUUCAUUUUGGUAAAGACAAAUCAAGAAAAGUUUCCUAUUCAGAAUUCACACAACUGAUCCAUGUGAGUUUGAUUAUUUAUUUUUUUAAAAUUGGGUGAAAUUCCUAGCAUUAGUUCCUAAAUAUAUUCUUGGCAGAAAUGUUGCUAUUUUGCAAUAUUAUUGAUGUGUUAAAAGUGUGGUUGUUUUGUUGGGAAAUGGCAAGUAAGAGAGUUUAUAUUUACGUUUUUACUUUGAAUCCUAAGCAGAGAGGGAAUUCAAAUUUUAUUAAAUUGAGUCAAUAAACUAUGAAUUUCCUUAGGACUUCCAUGAAGAACAUGCAUGGCAGGCUUUUCGUGGCAGAGACAAGAACAACAACGGCUAUAUUUCAGCAAAAGACUUUGAAGAGAUUCUCUUGUCACUGAAGUCUUAUCUACUCACUCCUUUCGUUCGGGAAAACAUAGUUACUGUGAGUUUCAGUGUAAAAAUUCAGAAAAAGAUUCAUUCAGUAUUUUGUAAUUAAUUAAAGAGAUUAAAAUAUAGAUCACUAAAUUAAAAUAGUUCAUUACAUUGAUUUUCAAAUGCUAUUUUUCAGCCUUAUAUUCUUAGAUUUUUUUACCCGCAGUAUAGCUAGUUUUUUAUAUUUAGAUCUGCAUGCAAGAAAUGUUGAUUUCAAAACUUAGGUAAUUGUUGGAGAGGGACACCAGAGACAGAUCAGCUAUGCGUACUACACUGCUUUCAUAUCUCUACUCAAUAACAUCGAGCUCUGCAAAAGAAUUUAUCUUAGUGCCACACGCAAAGACACAUCAAAACCAUUAGCUAAAGGUAUGUUAGAUGAUUGUUAGUUUUAAAACAAAAAUAUGGAUUUUAUUUUUUGUGGGCAUAAGUUUGAAUGUGAGCUUAGAGCCAAGUAUGCCAUAGUUUUAGCAUCGUGAGGUGAUUAAAAAUUGUUUAUUGUUGGAAUAAAUACAGUCCCACAUAUUUGAUAGUUUUGUUAUUAUGUCACUUAAUGAGCAUAUUAUUUUAUUACUCUCGAAUGAGCCUUUUCACAAAUUCGGCUAAAUCUGAUUUCUUUCAAAUUAAUAGUAAUUCAUACACAAUAAGUGUCAAAUGAUGCUGUCUCAUUCUGAUUACAACAGAAGUCAUUUAGUCAAUUAACAUAAAUUUAAAUUUAAGUUUACAAUAUUAACAACACAAUAAGCAACAUAUUUUCAGGUUUUCCUGAAGUAAUACAUAAAUGGUGACAUCUUAACUCUUACAUUCAGAUAAAAUUCUCAAUUUUUUUAGCUUACAUGGAUACCUUAGUUCCUUCUUUUUAUAUAUUGGUAAAAUUUAUAUUGUUAUAUUGUUUUACUUAUAAAAUCUCCUUACUUUUCUUCAUUUUGUUGACUGCAGUUUUUACCUUGACCCCUGCCUUCUUCUUUUGUCAGAGGAGUUUUUGUAUCAAGCUCAAGAAUUCUCACAGAUCACUCCCCUGGAGGUGGACAUUCUCUACCAGCUUGUUUACUUACAAAAUCAACAAAGGUAUGACAUUAUGACCAUGAUAAAUAAUUUUAUGUUUUGAGUAUUGUCUUUAUAAGUAGUGAGGGAUCCUGCACAAGCCUGCUGAGUUUUUAUUUUAUUUUCAAAUCAUUCUCUUUUUACCAUAUCUUUUCAAUAAAUAUAUGUAUAAUAUAAGAUGGAUGUAAAUAGGGUCCUUUUUAACCCACAAAGCUUCAAGUGCAUCAUUCUGUGGCAUCAUGACUUUUUUAGUUACCGGUACUUAAAUAUGUAUCACUAAAAUACCAAAAAAUAAUUGAAAAUGACUCAAGAAAACCAUAUAAAUAUCUGACAAAAAUUCAUAUGGUAUGAAUUUGGGAAUUCUGUGAGCUGUUUAAGAUGAAUAUUACCAUGACCUUUUCAAAGUGAAUACAAUAAUUAUUUUGCUACUGUUUUCAAACAUCAGCUCACAUCCACACUCACUGUUUCUUAUCUAAAUAUAUUGAGUAAUACCCCUUUUGCAAACCUUAAAAUUAAAACUUGUGAUUCAGAUUUAUGAUAUAAGUUUUAGUUACGGCACAUGAUAGUGGUACAACUUUAACUUCCUGUGAAGAAAAAUUUUUGCAGGAUGAAAAAAGCCUACAUGUGGUUUUGAAAAACAUAUGACAUCAUAUUAAUAUUUUGUUGGUGAUCUAUCCCUAAAAUAUAUAACUGCAUGUUAUCUGACCUUACUGCCCUUGUCAACGGAACACAUCUUUAAACCAAGACUGGUGACGUUAAAAUUAGAUAAAGACACUGCAGUUAUUUUGAAUGUCACUCUAUCAGCUGACUUUGAUGAAUAUUUCAGAGCUCCCACAGACAAGUUAACAGCCAGGUUUAUACAUGACUUAACAUUCACAUUUGUAUUUAUCAAUAUUUUACUAUUUAAAACAAAUAUUAUAUUCAAGAUAGUAGUUGAGUCUGCUUAUUUUUUAUGAAUGCACCUUUUAACCAAGUACAUUAAUGAUGUCCCUGAGGGUGUAGUUCAUUUGAUGCAUUUAGAUCAGUGUUUCCAAGUGUGGGGCAAAGAAGUGUGGGGGGGGGGGGGUGUAAUUAAAAGAAUAUGGGGGUAGAGCAUAUUGUAUCUUGGCAAUAUGGAUGUAUUUAUUCUUCAAGUUGUGACGUAGAUAGAUAUGACUUCUUUUUAUCUAUUGAUCUACAACAUAGCAAUAGGGCUGUGUCCCCCCGCAAUUCGUUUUACUCAAAUACUUGCUUUUGCUAUUCCUGGAUUCAUAUAUGGAUGGGGCUAUUCUGACCCGUUGAGAGUUGGGUGUAUUAAAAAAUAAUUUAAAAUUAUUGUAGGGUUUGUAAGACAAAAUUUGGUAUCAAAUGAAAGAUAAUUGAUUGAACUAUAUGUUUGUAAACUUACUUCUUCAGUUUAACUAAAAUAAACUACCACAAAUGACAUCCGAAUAGAAUUUAGUCAAAACGGAACCGGAAACCUAUCGCCGCUAUUCAGACCUGGGUCCCAUUAGACUCAAGCUAUUCAGAUGUCAUUUGUGGUAGUUUAUUUUAGUUAAACUGAAGAAAUAAGUUUACAAACAUUUAGUCCAUUCCAUUACCCUUCAUUUGAUACCAAAUUUAGUCAUACAACCUAACAAUAAUAUUUUAUUUUAAAUUUUGAUCCCAACCUCUCAUUUCGGGGACCCAGGUCCGAAUAGCCACUUCGUUCAUAUAUUGUUGAUUUAGUGUUUUUAAAGAGGAGUAUUUUAAAACAGAUUAAGGGGAUCCAAGUGUAAAAAAAUAAUCAAAAUUUGACAAAAAAUAUCUCCUCAAAACUUGAAUUGUUUGUUAGAUUAAUAUGUUUAUUAUCAUUAACCAACUAAAUACAACACUUGAAAAGACCCCAAGUCCAAAGAUUGGAUUUACAUUUUUUUUGUUAUUUUUUUUUUGCUGCUUCUAGAUUUGAUGGGGUUGUUUUUAUUUUUUUGGGAGGAUUGUUUUUUUACCAGCAGGAGAGCAUAAAAACAUUGUUUAGGUCAAGAAUUUAAAAAAAAAGUGUUUGGGAAAGAAACACUGAUUUAGAUGGAGUUGACCUUUUUUAACAUUAAUUUUGUCCCUUCUGUCAGAGUGUUCUAUAAACAUAUGAAAUUGGUUGUGCCUGACAAUAUGUGAGUACAGCUGGCAUAUCCCAUAAGCUUGUAAGAGCUUACAAGUAUAUUUUAUUAUACAUCUUUGAAUUACAUAUUUUAAAGUUAAAAAAUUCUUCAUUUAAAAAACACAUAGUUAUAUGUGCUAGUGCCUGCCUUUGAAUACUGUUAAUUGUUAAACAGUGAGAUUUUCUAAAACCUCAUAAUUUUUUUUUAAAUCUCUAUCUUAAGAUAAACAAAUUUACUGGUAUCGAAGAGAGUAUAUCUUUGGUAUCCAUCAGUAAAACUCUUGUGUUGGUUGAUUUUAUUGGUAACACCCUCGAUAGAAGUUUAUGGCGUAAAUGAAGAGGCAAAAAUGAGGAUAACCAUAAGGGAUACAGGAGGGUGCUGCUUUUAUAUAGAUAACUUCUUUGGCUUUCUUCUCUGAGCUUCAGUCAUCAUCAGAAGACAUAGAAAGGUUUGAAAUAGCUUGAGAAUUAAUUCGAUUAAAUGUCACAAGUAGUCAAUGAUAGUCUUAGAAAUGCAUUUUGCUUGAGUUGAACAAGACUUCAUGCAAGGGCCUAACGUGCUUGUACAUUGUAAAUUGUUGAAUUUAAUUGAAAUUACACAUUUGUUCUAGUUUCCUUCUUUAGUUGUCAAGUGGAUAAAAAUCAGUGGUUUAAAAAUCCAACAAAUAUAGUGUUUGAUUUUCCUCCUGUUCCAUACCUGCUUUCAUUGGCUCUCUUCAUAUCAAUUAUGAAUGAAUUAUCCAAUUUUUUACAAUUGUAUUCAUUAGAUCAAGUCAUGUUUAAUUUAAUUACUAAACAAAUUUUCAUUGAAUAUAUUUUAAGACCUUUUAAUCCUAUUCCAUUCUUAAAAUGUGUUUAUUUUAUUAAACACACCAUCCUAAGUGCCAUCGAAGUGCCAAAAGUUACAUGCAACCAUAUUUCAAAUGCAGCUCCUUUUCAUAUAUUCAUAACAUAUACACCACUAACAUUUCAAUUUAGAAGUGAUAGUUUCAAAACUUUAGAAGUGAUAGUUUUAUAAACUUUUUUAACCUUUGAUGAUUGAAUUGUUUUAAUGAAGUGCUUUUGUAAAGCAAGUUAUCGAAAGUGAAAAUGUUAAAAUUUUAAUGUUGAGUUAUUUAAUAAUAAUUUUUAAAAAUCAAAUUGCUUCUAAAAAUUCUUUCUUUUUUAAAUUUUUUUUCUAAACUUCUUCUAAAGAGAGUCAUAAUAAUGAAAUAACAUUAUCUUUUAAUUAUUUUAGAAAUAGGUAUGACUCACUGGGGUUACAGGGCAUACACACUGCAAUAGUUUUCAUUUGAUAAUCUACUAAAUAUUAAUUAGAUCUAAUAUUAAUUUUGCCUUCCUGCUUUAUGGCUUUCAUGAGUAUUUCAUAUUUCAGAGUCAAAAUAAAUUUAAUUUUAUGCCUUAGAGAUUUUGUGUGUGAAAAUAAUUUGGCUUAUCAUAUGAUCUGUCAUCCAUGAGUCCACUUUAUUGAACUUUUACACAUUUUUUAUUAUCAAAGUCCUUGAAGAGUUAUUAUUCAGUUUCCCUUAAUUACCCCCAUCCUUUAAGAUGAAGUUUCUCCUUUAAAUGGCCUGUUCACUGAAUACAAAUGUUUGAUUUUUUUUGGGGGGUGGAUUUUAUUAUUUCAGGUAAAAUAUGUGUUCAUCUAAUUAUACUCUGCAAUAGUCAGUUUCAUAUUGUCAAUUAAAUACCACCAUUGCACACAAUACUUGUGCACAUUGGAACAACAAUAUGUAUGCACUAUGGAAAAGAAGUUUUUAGUUUCCUAUACUGUUCAACUACAAAGGUUACAUUAACAACUCUGAUCAAUUUAAGAAUUGAUUAUUUCUUAACCUAUUAAUUUGUGAGGCAGAAUUUAUCUUUUUUAACUUGUUUCAAUGAAAUGUGGUUUAAAAAAUUACUUUAAUUUUUUUCAAUUCAAGGUCCUUAAUAGUUACAUCUCAAUGUUUUUUGCUAAUAUUUAUUUGAUAAAUAUAAAAAUAUUUAAUAUUUGUAAUGUGAAAGUAAUUUUGACUCCGGCCUCUUAUCUUCCAGUAUGAUGACAUUUGCUGACUUAGACAAACUGUCUCCUAUGGAAGGAAGAGAAACACCAUUCAAGAUUCAAAUGCAAAUUGCGGAGGUUAGGCUGUUUUCCACAUAAACUUUUACUCUUCAUGAGAUGAUAUUUUCCUUUCUACAUGAAGCUUUAUUUAUCUUAUCAAAUUUACCUAUAAAAUAUUGUGAGAGCUAUAAUUUAUUAUUUAAUACUAAAAUGCUAUAAUAUUCUGAUUUUGUUUGAUGGUUUCUUUCACUAGCAAAAACUUCGGCUAGAGCAGGGUCAUACAGAGAGAACAUUUUUGCUACAGGUAGCUGAGAGUGGUUAUAGAUUUGCUCUUGGAGCCUUGGCAGGAGGUACGCUUUUUAAUUUAUAAAUUAAUUACAGAGAAGAAAAGAAACAAUAGUUUUAUAACUAUCGAAGUUAUUUAAUUAUCACAUUGAAAGAUUAGAGGAAAGCAGUAACAAAAAGUUUGAUUCAUUUAUUUUUUUAAAAAAACCUUCAAAAUAAUUUUUCUUACCAGUCAAAAUGUUGAAGCCUGAUUAAAAACAUUUUGGUUACAUAAAACUUACCUUCUCUAAAAAAAAAUACGAAUUGCAUUAUAAUGUUUUGAAACUUAUUAAUUGAAUUAAUUAAAAUGUUCUUAUUUAUUCAUCUAGCCACUGGUGCCACUGCAGUUUACCCUAUUGAUCUGGUAAAGACAAGGCUUCAAAAUCAGAGGUCGACUUCUUUUGUUGGAGAGCUCAUGUACAAAAACAGUAUUGACUGUUUCAAAAAAGUAAAUAUUUCAGAGAUAUAUAUUCUAGCGUAGGCUUGAUAUAAUUAGCUAAGUCAUUAAAUCAGGGACGACAUGUAAGCUUUUGCUUCUCUAUAUUAAAUUAUCUUUAUUAUUUUAGCAUUCAUAUAGAUGUUUAUGUUCUGAUUUUUUUUUCAUCUCUGUUAAGAUUUUGCCCUACGCUGCAUAUUAUGAUUCUCAUUAAUGUAGACCAUUCUUAUGUUUAUCCUUUCAGGUCAUUCGUCAUGAGGGUGUUCUGGGCCUCUAUAGAGGCUUGGCACCACAGCUUGUGGGUGUGGCCCCUGAGAAGGCCAUAAAACUGACAAUGAAUGAUUUGAUGAGAGACAAGCUUUUACAGAAAGAUGGGACAUUGCCCCUCUGGGCUGAAAUGGUGGCUGGUGGCACUGUAAGUUAAAAAUUAGCAGUAACUCAGUCUGCUCUAAUGUACAUUUUAUGUAUACAUGAAAGGGUAGAUGGCUUCUCUUAAAAUUUCUGUAUCUGAAACUAUAACCCUUUUUUUUUUUUUCCACAUUUGAAUAACACUCACUUAUUAACAUAAGCUAAAGAAGAAGUAGGCACCUGUUUAAUUUUGCUUACUGAACUAGAGUAGUGGUGAAAGAAAGCAGAUAGUUCUACAAAAUGAAGGCAUAUCACAUUAGCGAGAGAUAAAAUUAUUAUUCUCUUCCAGGCUGGUGCAUCACAAGUAGUAUUUACAAAUCCCUUAGAAAUAGUGAAGAUCCGUCUGCAAGUAGCAGGAGAGAUUGUAGGCAAGGCUCGAGUUAGUGCUUUCAGUGUUAUGAAGGAACUGGGAUUUUUUGGUCUGUACAAAGUAAGUGAAAACUAAACUCUUAAGGAUUUAGCUCGCUUCCAAUUCACCUUUAAAUUUGAUUUAAUUCAGAUGAAAAUAUAUACAGCAUGAAAUUUUAUGUUAUAUUAUGCACCUUGUUUAAGCAAACAGAUAUGGAUAUGUUUUUUAAAAUAAGACUCUAUUAUCUAAUAACUCUAUACUAUAUGGUGAUCAAACCCAAGCAAUCAAAUAAAAAAUCUGAUUUGUAUGUGUAGUUACCAACUUUCAAAUCUAUCACUAGAAUUGGGGAUUUUUAAAAGAAAAUUUCUUAAAGAAAAGCGGUAAUUAAAUGUAAACAUUUGUCCUUGUAGUUCGCCCACAAAAAAUGAUGUUCUUGUAUAUCCAGGGAUCCAAAGCUUGCUUCCUGAGAGACAUCCCUUUUAGUGCCAUAUACUUUCCUGCCUAUGCACACAACAAGAAAUAUUUUGCAGAUGAAAAUGGCUACAACUCACCUGGCAGCCUCUUGAUAUCUGCCACAAUAGCUGGUCAGUAAAUGAGCUGUACUUUUCUUUCCUGAAUCAUAUUUCAAUUUUGGAAAAAAAUCAAAUAAGCAUAAAAUAUGAAAGUUACCCAUAACCUAGAAAAUGUAAGAACGAAAUAAGCACUGGUUGUAUUAAAAUGUAUUUUGUGAUUCAGUUUCUCCCUGAGAUGAAUCCAAGAGACAAUUUCCACGGACCAUCCUAGUUUAGAGCUUGAAAUUUGCAGCAAUUGUAUCUCUUUGAUACUAGCGUACAUCUUAAGCGUUAUGAUACAAACCUGAAAUUUGAAUUUAGUCGAAAUUAUAUUUCAUGUCACAUUUUAACAAAUUGUGUAAUCUAUUUCAGGCAUGCCAGCAGCCUUCUUUCCCACCCCAGCUGAUGUGAUAAAAACCAGGCUUCAGGUGGCAGCACGCAAAGGUCAGACAACCUACAAAGGUGUCAUAGACUGCGCCAAGAAGAUUUACGCCGAGGAAGGGAUGGGGGCCUUCUGGAAGGGAGCACCAGGUAGGAAUGGUUGAAUUGUUUCAAAAACGUUUCUUGAACUAGUUAAAGUCAAUAGAAAAAAUAGUUUUAACAAAGGGAGUUUUUAUUUUACAUUUUAAGAACUUCUACUGAACUUGGCAACAAGAAAAUUUGUCGAUGCACAUGCAUCCUAAUGUUUACUUCCUUUCUAAAUUGCUAUACUACAACGUUUAAUGAAAAUAGCUAGUUCAAUCGAUAGCACCUUGGUCAACUAAGGACUCAGAUGAUGUAUUCAAAAGUGAAAUAAUUGUCAGUCUUGACAUAGUUAUUAAAUUUACCAUCUUUUAAUCUUAUGUUUCACUGUUUCAGGGGAAAAAGACUUGUGGAUAGAAGUUUUUUUUUAAUUCUGUGGGCUAUGUGGACAUGAAGUUUUAAAAAGGAAGUGGUUUAUCCAAUAACAAAUGAACCUUCCUCUUGAAACUGUAGCUUGUUGGAGCUAAUGAUUUUGUCUUACAUAAUGAUGUACUUUAGAAAAAAAGGAGGAUGGGCCAUGCAUGUGACCUUAAUGUUUUAACGUAAUCUCAUGUUGAAAUAUUGUCCUUCCAGCUCGUGUCUUAAGAUCUUCACCACAGUUUGGCGUGACGCUGCUGACAUAUGAGUUAUUGCAAAGAUUGUUUUAUGUGGACUUUGGUGGAAAGUAAGUUUUUCAGCUUCUUUGUGAGGAUAUUUUAUUUAAAACUUACAUUGAACAACAUUUUGGGGAUUCAGUGGAAUACAAGUGUUAAUAAUUUUUCUGGUUCAAUCGUUCUGAAACCAUGGUCUUACUUUUUUGUAUUUUUCCUCAGAGAAAGUUAAUUUUACCCACAUCCUCGUACCUUUUUAUAAGUGUAUCAAUAUGUCCUAUUUUAUUGAGCAUCAGAGAUAAUUAAUUUACUGACCAACUUCAUUUGUUAAAAGAUACUGAUAAAGUUGCUCAUACCGCUCAGUCAAUGUCUUAAAAUUAUUUAAUGCUCAUUAAACAUUAGCAGAGUAAUAGUACAUUUUCUAAAAAUUUUAUUUCACUCAUGAACAAAAAGUCAUUACUCUCUUAUGCCUGAAGGGCUAUUUUGAUUGAAAAACCAACUCUUCACAGGCCACAAAUCAUUUCAUCCUUCCACAAAAAAAAAAUGAACAAUGUGUAGAACUUUUUUUUUCCACAAUGCACAUAAUUCUCAAAUAAUAUCGCUAUAUAUAUAUAAUGUGUCACCACACACAUCCACAAAUUGUAGCCACUUUGAGAUAUAACUUUUUAGUAUAUAUUGUAUUACUUAAGUAUAUAUUUAAGUAUUGAAAAAAUAUGUUUGUCGCUGUCACUUUGAUACACAGUUGAGGGGUUAGGGAGAAGAUAUCUAGGAAGCUGAAAUUAAGCUCCCAAGUAAAAGUAGAUCGAGAGGUCUGGAGAGGGGUUAGCCCCCUCAACAGAAUUUUUUUUAUUAAUUCAAAUGCAGAGCUGCAUUUUUCUGCUUACUUGAAUUAAAAUUUUAAACAACUGGUGGGCCACAACAUUUACCGUGCUGGGCUGCAUGUGGCUGGCCACGCCUGCCUUAUGUUCUCAUUAGCGUCCAGCUAAUCAAUCCUUUUUUUUUGUCCCACAGCCGACCUGAAGGAUCUGAAGCAAAGUCUGUCCACCUUGAGGAGGUCCUCUCGCGUAAUCCAGACCAUAUAGGUGGCUACCGCAUGGCCAUAGCAACAUUUGAUGGCAUCGAGUCCAAGUUUGGCCUGAUGCUUCCUAAGUUUAGACCAUCAACACCAGCAAAACAAUAACAGCUGUCUCCCUAGUGUCUUGUAUAAAUAGUGUGUGUGGUAUAGCUAAUUUUGUCCCAUAGUACAUGAUUGGACUAUAUUUCCAUCAAUUAACAGUUGAUUGUCAUCCUCGACCCCCCAAUUGAGAGAAUGUUUUUAGAGAUCUCAUGAAUAGGGAGCUGAUAUUUUUUAACACUGGCCGCUGUCUGAGAAAGAGACGUAAGGUGAUAAGCAGGGAGAAACUGUACCCGAAUGGCACAGUGGUGUGUUUGACGAGUGCUGUCAUAAUAUUUUUAACAACUAAUGUAACUGAGUUUAUGAACUGUAAUUUAAGUAUGGAUUGAUCUCUUUAACUGAUUGAUGAUUUAAGAGCAAGUAGCAUGGAUGGUAGCCUUGGAUACGGUUGUAAUGUGUAUAUAUAUAUGGUUGACGGGUGAAUGGAUGACUACAGUGAAUGUAAUAUUGAAGGUGAACUCGGAUAAAAACAGAUUGUGGUUGGCUGGAAUGGGCUCCUUCUGUCAAGAUGGUUUGAUGAAUUGAAAAGAUCUCCUGUGUGAGCUAAUAUUUUUUGCUUUGUUUACUCAACUGUGCUCUUCACUGCUGAAUGUGAGGGUACUGAUGAAUGCAAGAUGAGACUCUAUGGACAUAGAUAACGACUCUUCAUGACUAAUACUUUUAAAGAAAUUUUUAUUUUUUUUUAUUUAUUAAAAAUUUUUUUUUUUUUUUUUUUUUAAGAGAAAUAUAUUUUACUGUUAAGGAAAUAUCUGAAAAAUAAAAUUUAAUAAUUCAAGGACUUUUGUUUAGAAACUUGGCACAUUUAUUAAAAUAAUUCCAGUCUAUGCAUAAUGUUGUUCAAAUAAAAUUAAUAUAAGAAAAUUCUUAAGAUGGCUUCUGACAUGCCCGCGAAUUCUCAGCGAAGUAAAAGUGGAUGGAACUGAACGGUUAUAUUAGAAUUUUAAUUUCAAAAAUUUUGUUUUUGAAUCUUUACAGCAAGACAAAUAAUCUUUUAUACAAGCCAGCCCUUUCAAUACUAAAUUUUUUACUAUUCACUGUACUUGACUUCUUUUGGUAUUAUACGUGUGCCCAUCCAAUCAAACUAUUUUUUUUAACAAAAUAUAUUUGGUUUACAAGUUUUGUAUCGAGGCAUGAUCCAUUGAUGAGAAUGCUAUAUAACUUUCAUAAUCCAUUGGUGAGAAUGCUAUAUAACUUUCAUAAUCCAUUGAUAAUGCUAUAUAACUUUCAUAAUCCAUUGAUGAGAAUGCUAUAUAACUUUCAUAAUCCAUUGGUGAGAAUGCUAUAUAACUUUCAUUCUUUCGUACAUGCAAGCUUUUCUAUAUAACUUUCAUUCUUUCGUACAUGCAAGCUUCUUUUUUUUUUUUUUAAAAAAAAACCAAAGCUCCUCUGUCAGUGAUCAAGUCAAAUCAAUCAUUUAAAUGACAGGUUUGUUUAAAGGUUGUUUAAACUAACACCCAAGCCAUUGACAUUUACGCUAAUAAUAAGAUCUGUUAUUGUGUUUCCAUGCUCAGCAAAAAAAAGUUGUGUGCCAUGCCUUCUUAAUAUCUGAUUGACUUGAAUGAACUUGAUAACAUCAUAUAAAAAAUUGAUGAUUACAAAAUUUGCCUUGUUUUUAGACUCAUUGACUCUUCAUUUUACAAUUGAUUUUUAUUUGUAAUUUUUAAUGAGGGCCACAUGAAUUCAUGGUCUUUGAUUCCGUUGAUUUCUUUAAACAUUAUUUUUUUAAGUAUUGCAGAUUUUGAUGGUUAGUGAAUUUAAAGCAAUAUUUGAACAAUUUUUUUUUUUUUUGUUUUGUUUAUGAAUAGAUGUUUUUAAUUUAGUUGCACUGAAUUAGGUUCAAGACAAUAGCUCUAUGUUUCAUUGUUUGAUUUAAUUACUCAUUUGUGCUUUUAUUUUUAUUUUUCUUAUUAACCUUAACUAAUGGUUAGGUAUAAUUGGAUGUAGAAAUGUCCCUUGGAUGUAUGUUACCAGGACUAACCAGAAGAUUUAAUGUUAUCAAUGUAAGCACCUUUACUAACCCAACCCUCCAUCUUGAUAUUAACAAGUUUAGUUUUGACACAGCUUGGCCCUCUGAGAUUAUGUUUUCAUCUAGGUAGCACUGACCGUCGGUCUCUAACAAGGUUUUUGAACAAUUUUGUUCUGUCACAUUGGUUUAUUGUUUGUGUUAGUUUUAUUUAUGAACAAUGUAUGUUGUACCCUUUAAAUCGGUGUGUUACUGAUAUUUUAAAACUUUCUGGGUGUUUUACUUUUUAUAACACUAGCAUCCACCGUGCGAAUCUUUCGUUCCUGCUCCUUAUUUCUCUCAUCGAUAACAUCGAGGCAGUGAUCAGAUUUGAUGUGCUUGCUGGCAAGAAAAGUAAUUUUAUAUGUUACAACUUUCUACUUUCUAGAGUUAGCCUGCGGGGCCAAAGAUAUCAAACUAGUGAAUAAUUAACAUGAGAUAACGGUUAGUGUUGUACUAUCGGUUAGUAUUGUACUAUGGCUCUUAAUCAUAAAACUUAAAAUAGCAAUUGUGUCAUUUGAAAUACGUCUUAUGCUCUGUAAUGUGGGUGGGAUAUUGCAGCUAUCUGAUAGUCUCCGUUACCUUGCAUAGUUGAAAGUGAGAGAAGCAUGUCUCCCAGUGUGACGAUGAGCGCCCUGGAUGUCAAACUAUUCACAUGGAUGAAUGCAUAAAUAUACUCUACAGAUUUCUUCUUGUGCCUGUCCCUACACUGUAUCUGGAGUAUAAGCUGUAUGUUUGCAUUAAUCAGGUGUGUACAUAGACAUAGCCUUUAUAUGUGCAGCCUUAGGUUAGAACUACCCACACAUUUUGUAUGUACAUUAAAGAAUAUUUUACUGUUCCUCUGUUUGAAUUGGUUCCAUCGCUUUGUUUGAAUGUUUCACGGGGAGUUGGAUGUGAUGUAAUGGAAUCCUUGUCACACUGUAGCUGUGACAGCACUUAUCCUGCCUAAUUCCUAUCUAAUUCCUAUCAUUGUCACACGCUGUAAUAGAACUGAGUCUGUCUAAUUCCUAUCAUUGUCACACUGUAGCUGUGACAGAACUUGUCCUGCUUAAUUCCUAUCAUUGUCACACUGCAGCUUCGAAAGAACUUAUCCUUAUUCCUUUGGUUAGGAUAAUCUUAUGAAGUCUUCAUUUAGCUAAUCAAGUCCCAUAUGACGGUGACUGCUAGUUUCAACCAUGAUUAUAAAACACCAUAGAUUCUUUCAAAUGUUAACAUUCUUGUACAGAGGUUUUUGCACUAUUAUAACCUUCUGGGAAAGGGUGUUAAAACAUCCAAACUGUGCUACCGAGAAUCCUAACUUAAUGUUAACAUAUAGAAAGAGUAGAGUUUUGAGUAUGAGUGAUGUGAAGCAAGAGGUCGGCAACCGUUUCACAAAAUUGUAUCUCCCAAGAAACCAUUCACUUUUAUUAAGGACGGAAUGAGAGAGUGAAUGUGACAGGACACAAGAAGUAAUAUUUUACUUAGGAUACUUCAAUGUAGAAACUACGUUAAAACAUACAGUUAAGUGAUUUAUUCACUCUUCAAAGUAAGAGAAUGUAAUACUCAUUAAAUUGAAAACGAACCCGAAUUUAUACAUUUAAAUUAAAUUCAAAGAGCCGCAGGUUGCCAAGUGCUGUGUUAAGGUGUGCAAGUACAAGCAGCGGAAGAAGCUGUGCGUGUUCUUCUUUCCCCUGUCGGGUGUCAUGCAAAAGUUUUUAAUUGUACCCGUUUGUAUUCUUCAUAACAGUAACAGCAAAAUGGAGGUGUGAAUUAUCGGCUACCGCACUGUGUUUGUUCGAAUUUCUGCCCAUUUUAUUUUUUAAUAGAUUUUUUUUGUGUUUCAAAUUUAAAAAAUCUGAAGAUGAAAAAAUCACUUUAUAAGAAAACACCUGGUCAUAGGGCCACCUAAGCUCAUACUAGUGACAAUUUAUUUUGCUAACUGAAUGUCUGGCUUUUUCUAUUUAAAACAUUGUGAACUGUCUUCCAUUCCUAAAAAAAUAGUUCUUAUUAAUUUGCCUAUGCCAUCUCUCAAGCCAUUAUCUUGAUUCGCCCCAGCAUCACCUGCAGCCGCACUGGGCUGUGGUUGAGUUUCUUUCAUUAGAACUUAGAACUAUUCUUUUUGGGUUUCUACCGCGUGUGCUGUGGUGGGGGGUAGUAUAAAUGUAAGAUCAUUUGUGUAGUUCUGUUUCCCCCAAUAUCACCAGAGCUCCUCUGUGAUGCCGAGUCUGUAAUCUAUGGGAUCAGCUCGUCUGUGUCUCGAGUUCAGUGAUGUACCCCACGGAAAAAUAUAAAAUCGGGGGUUCCCAAAUUUGGAGGCUCCAAACCCUCCCCCCCCCCCCACCCAAACCACCACCUGGAGUGUGGCAAUGGGCAAGUAGCAUUUUAGAGGGUGGAGGGAAAAGUGAUAAUAAAUGGUGAAAAUUUUAUUUUUAAAUUUUAGAAUAUAGAAAAGGUUGGGAAACCCUGUCUUGUGUGACUAUUGUAGGGGUCUAUUGUUGGUGUGUAGUAUUGAUAAUGUAAGGCGUUUCACGAAUGUAUUUGCACAUAUGUCUUUGUAACU